Molecule: messenger RNA, 507 nt
Organism: Ananas comosus (pineapple)
Lineage: Eukaryota; Viridiplantae; Streptophyta; Magnoliopsida; Poales; Bromeliaceae
Exons: 1
Coding region: 1-507 (168 amino acids)
Source: RefSeq, a predicted model, not a curated record
AUGGCUGUAUCUAACCCACUUGCCAAAAUACUUGAUACUAAUCGCUUAACUGGACCGAAUUUUACCGAUUGGCUAAGGAAUUUGAGAAUUGUUCUCAAUUCUGAAAAAUUAGCCUAUGUGUUGGACACGGAGGCUCCAGCGGUGCUCGAAAAUCCAACAGCUGAGCAAAGAGCUGCAAGAAAUAAAUGGACUGAUGACGAUAUGAAGGUAAAAUGCUACAUGCUUGCGUCUAUGAGCAAUGAGUUGCAACGCCAGCAUGAGCACAUGGAGAGUGCUGCUGAUAUUUUGCUCCAUCUCAAGGAGUUGUAUGAUGAGCAAAGUCGAACAGCCCGCUACGAGGUGUCAAAGCGACUGUUCAGAGCUAAGAUGUCUGAUGGUCAGUCAGUCAAUAAUCAUUGCUUGGCAAUGAUUAAAGACAUUGAGGAGCUUGAGAAGCUCGGAAUGACUAUGGACGCAGAACUCCAAACAGAUUUGAUCUUACAAUCCUUACCAGAUUCAUUUUCUUAG